UUGGUUUUGGUGGCUUUGAUAAGUGGGUGCUGUUGUACUGAAGGUAGAAUAGAAAAUGGAAAGAAGUGGGUUUAUGUUGUGGAGAGUGGGAUUGCUGGUUUUGACAUUGUUGGAAGGUUCUUCUGCAACUCUUUCUCGUUCUGGUAUAAACUAUGAAGUGGUGGCUUUGAUGGCUAUAAAAAAUGCUCUCAAUGACCGAUACAAUGUUUUGGAGAGCUGGGAUAUUAAUUCAGUAGAUCCUUGUUAUUGGAGGAUGGUUACUUGCUCUGAUGGUUAUGUCUCUACUUUAUUUCUUGUUGUCAAACUCCUGUUUGGUGAGCUGUUUAUCUUCUUAUCAGAGGAUUGCCUAGCCAAAGCUUGACUGGGACUCUAUCGCCUUCAAUUGCUAACCUCAGUAACUUGCAAUCUGUGU
Messenger RNA from Camellia sinensis, 412 nucleotides. Lineage: Eukaryota; Viridiplantae; Streptophyta; Magnoliopsida; Ericales; Theaceae. The record is from RefSeq and is a predicted model, not a curated record.